UCCUACCCUGUGUGGUGAACAGGACUGAACCCCCACUAGGGUGGUCAACCUCUAGGUUACCUUGGUCUGACCCCAGCAUUACCCAGCCACUUGCUUUCUGCUCCACUGCCAGUGAAAAACAAUGACUUCUCAAGAGGAGGAAGCAUCGUUCAGCAGGUUCUUCCAGUAUGUGGAGGACAGUGGACUCAGGGCCUAUGACGGACUGGUCAUCCAGAAUGCCUCUGACAUCGCCCGUGAGAGCGACCGCGUCCGGAAAGAGACCAACUGGGCCUACCUUCAGGAGAAACACGAUAAGAAGAGAAGACAGGAAGAAGCCAUUAAGAGGAUCGGUGAGGAUGUGGCGAGGGCGACGGAGGGAAGCUACGCAGGGAAACACUUCCGCAUGGGCUUCAUGACCAUGCCGGCGCCCCAGGACCGCCUUCCCUCCUCCUGUGGCCAGGGCUUCACUGUGCGUUCCCAGUCUCUACACUCCGUUGGUGGGGGUGACGAGGAUGGGAGCCCCAACUCCCGUAAGCAACCGCCGCCCAAACCCAAGAGAGACCCCAACACCAAGCUCAGCAUCUCCUCUGAGGGUGUGAACUCUGGAUCUGCCUCCAGCAAUUGCAACAGCGACAGCCUGGUCAAGUUUGACCGGUCCAAGUCGCGACCGUUCAGUGAGGAGUACAAGCGGAUCCCUCCUCCCAAGCCAAAGAGGAACCCUAACACGCAGCUGAGUACCUCCUUUGAUGAGUCCUACAUCCAGAAUCAUGGCAACAGGAAGGAAGGAAGGAGGGAAAAGUCCUCAUCGCAGAGCCAGAGCCCGAGCCCAGCCCCAGACACGGAGGAUGAGGACGAGCCUGUCUACAUCGAGAUGGUGGGUAACAUUCAUAGGGACCUGAAGCAACGCCUCCUGGAGGACGAGGACCAGAGUGAAUCGGUCUAUGAGGAAAUGAAAUACCCCAUGUUCGACGACAUGCUCCAGGACGCUAAGUGGGAACAGGACAUGGAGCAGGGUCGUUCCUCCUCCUCCCACACCACCCCCCGGGGGUCCCUCUGUGACAUCCCCGCCCCCUUCCCCAACUUGCUCACCCACCGGCCGCCCUUGCUGGUCUUUCCGCCAGCGCCUGCCCAGUGCUCGCCUAACUCGGAUGAGUCACCCCUCACACCGCUGGACGUCACAAAGCUGCCCAUGCUGGAGAAUGUUGCCACUGGGUACACCAACAAGCCCGGGGGGGGUGCCUCACCCACGACCUCUGAGGCUCCUCCCCCCUCCUCCUCCCCCCACCACCGCAAGGGGGAGAGAGAGAGAGACAGGAAACGAGAACGGGAGAAGGAUAGAGAGCGGGUAGAGCGGGAUCACCAAUUCACCCACACUAUCACUGCGUCUGGUCGCUCCUCUGCCCCUCCCAUGCCCUCCACUCUCUACAAGGCAUCGGCGUCGGCCCAUGGGUAUCCCAGAAGCCAUUCCGCAUGUCCCUCACCUGUAAGCAUGGGCCGCUCGAUCACACCGCUCAGCCUCAAGCGCCCACCACCUUAUGACGCCCUGAAGCUAGGCGGCAGCAUGCCUCGAUCCACCUCCGUUGCGCAUGCCGCCAAGAGCUCGGUUGGUAAGGAAGGGGGAGGCAAACUGAGUAACUCUUCUUCGGCCCACAGCUCCAUGCAGAAUGUGUCGCGUUCCCGCACCCCUACAAGCCCUCUGGAUGAACUCACCAACCUGUUUACCGGUGGACGGAAUAUGCUAAAGAAGGGAUCGGGAGGGAGGAAGGUCAAGGAGUCCACUGAAUGUGAGGCCAAGACCAGGAGCCACAGUACAGAACCUCUAUCCAGGCACGAGAGCAAAGCUCACCACGGAGGCAGCCAGGAGUCUCCCAAAUCCCAGGAGUGGGAUGGGCCCUCCGGACAUUCAUCCAACCCCACUGCCAUGCCCAGCCGCCUGGGACGCUCUUCUGUCAGCCCCACCAUGAUGCUGGGGAGUGGGGUCACAGAAUCCAAAGCGGUGUGCAAACUGGGCCGGUCAGCCUCUACAUCGGGGGUUCCUUCCCCGUGCGGUACUCCCCAGCACCAGCCCUUCGAGCCCCAGCCAGGCUAUAGUCAGAUGAUCCCUCCCAUGCUGUGGGCUUGCGGAGACAACACCAUGAUGGAGAUGAUUGAGAAGAAGCGCAGCCUGUGUCGGGAGAUCAAGGCCCGCCGAGGGCCAGCAGACAACAACCUGUGUAAGCAGGACAGCAUGCCCAUCUUGCACAGCUGGAGGAAGAGCAGCAAUGGGACCAAGAAGUAUGGCGGCCCUCCCCCUUACUCCACACAGACCACCGUCUUCUGGGACACGGCUAUCUGACAGGAGUGAUCCACCCUGUCCUGGGCCUUGUCACGGGCCUUGUUCAAAUGGAAGAACCAGGACUUGACCAGUAUGUCCAAGACUACCUGGACUUGACUAGUGAGAAACACAUUUUGUUUUCCGUUGCAAAACAUUUUAAAACGUUUCUGUUGCGUGCCCUAAUGAACACAACCCUGUCCUCAGACUCCUCCCCCUUCCUUUCACAAGCCAGAUAUGGGCAUUGAGCUGGUGACCAAUCAGAACACAGGGAGACAAGAGUUCCCCCCCACCUCUCUGUUGUAGCAAUUCAAAUAUCUGGUAUAUCUCCCUGGUUUCGUAUUGCUAAUUUAUAUUUUAAAAAUUGUACCUCAGUAAUUGUCUUAAUAUUGAAUAUGCUUAGUACAAUUAUAUAUUUUCUAAAGAUGAAAAAAUAUAAAAUAAUUAGCAAAUUUUAGUCUACUGUUGUUAAAUGGUUUUUCAAACCUUGUCUUGGAUAUUUAUGUUGCAACGACACUUGUCUGUGCGUUGGAGAAAAUAAUAUGUUGCCAAUACGUUGAGGCAAUUCAGUAAGAACACCAUGUUUUUUUAUACAAAAAAAUCUAAAGGAUAAAUGUUCUUAUUACUAUGAAAAAAGCACUAAUUUUAAAUGGAAUAUAUUUUGGCAUCUUGAAUUUAGAUGUUGUUGUAUUGGAAUGCUGUGGUGAACCAUUUGAAUGAUCCACAAUGUAGGUAUGGCUUGCUCCACUGCCCUAACAAUCACUAUGACCAUGUCCCAAUACUUAGGGCAAAUCAGCCAUAUCAUAUAGGGCCAGGACCUAAAGUAAUGUGGUAGCACAAAUCCUAUCAAAUCAGUGGUCACACAAAGAGACAAGGGUAACAAUUCACUUGACACCCAGCGUCAUAACACGUUAUGACACGGUCUUAACAUGUCACAUGUCAUAACAACUGACGUAACGUGUCAUAACCUGCUAUAAUAUAGUCAUAACACUGUCAUGACCCAUACAUUUACAAAUGUGACAUUUAUUGCAUUCUUUUAUGGCUGGUUAGGACACCUACAUAAGUGUCAAACCCACAAAACCCACCGCACAAGGCAAAACAUUCCAUUACACCAUAGCCUACCUGUCAACAGUAUAUUGAUGUUAUAUAACAUUUUCUGAAAUUGAACAUAUUCAAUUAUUAUUGUAAUUGCGCACAAAUUAAUGUCAUACAUGCACCUACCCCAAUGCUCUGUUGCUGAUGACUGGGAUGAAUGCAGGAGAAGAUUUCAGGAGCAGGACAAGACAACUUCUUUAUGACUGAUUACUGACAUAAGGGCAUGUAUGGCUUAUAUGAUUAUGAUGGUCAUAAUACCUCUUGCCAGUGUCAUAAAGUUUAUUUUCUUAAAUCCAAGUACAGUGACACAGGAAGGUCAUAAUGCUUCAUGACAGUGUCAUAAAGUGUAUUUUCUGCAAGUGAUGUAAAAUAUGAUGAAAAACAACAUGACUGGAGAUAAUGAAUUACGACAACAACAAAGCGCUUAAGAAACAAUCUUUCAAAUGAAAGGAACCUUCUUGGCUGGGAUUUUUUUUUUAAAUAAAUGUGGGUUUUGACAGUCUUAUGCAGGUGUCAUUACCAGUCAUAAAAUAAUGCAAUAUAUGUCACAUUUGUAAAUAUAUGGGUAAUGACAGUAUUAUGACCAUAUUAUGACAGGUUAUGACAAGUUAUGUCAGCUAUUAUGGCAUAUUAUGACAUGGUCAUGACCGUGUCAUAAAGUGUUAUGAAGCUGCGUGUCAAGUAAAGUGUUACCGAGACAAGAAUAUAGGAGACAAGGAGAUAGGAGGGAAGGAUGCCAUUUAUUAAGAGUGUUGGGACAAGAUGGUUUGUACAGUACCCAACAAGUGCUUCAUAAUCUUUUCACACGACUGAGCCCAGCCAAACUUCACUGCCCUGGCCUGCCCUGGUUACACAUCAACCGUAGUUGCUGGAGCCGUGCUGGAAAGAACAAUGUGAAAACAAAAUGUUGACGCUAGCAACUACGGUUCGGGUCUACACAAAAGUGUUAAAAAAGUAUAAGAGAUUAUAAGAGAGUCGGUGACCCACAUCACCGUGCCAGAAUAGUGACUGACCGGGCAGUGGAAGACUCGGCCAUAGGGAUGGAGAUACUGUCAUGGUGUAUUUAAUGAAGGCAGUUAAGAUUAUCUACCUUUUCAGACAGGAACUAAGCUUGAAUUAAAAUUAUGUCAUGUCUUAUCUGAGUCUGGGGGUAUUUCUCUGGCCUCCAAAUGAAAACAAUGAUAGUGAGUUUGAACUUUCCCACUGAUUAACCGAAGUUCUACACAUGUUAUAUCUUUCCAAAUCGAGUCGUAUCAAAAUAAUGUGAGGAGACAUGAUUAUUGUUUAUAAAUGACCACACAUACCAUAACAUAUACACACACACAUCAGGAGCCUAUUCGGGAGGAUGUAGCCUCCGGAGCUAAGGCGUCUCACAUUCUGUUUGAAAGCCUGGGGAAGUUCUCAUCCGAAAAGGUGAUCAAAAGUGGUGGAUCACGGCAGAGUCUCGUGACACAUUUCCACUUCUCAAACAAAUCGAGUAUUUUACAUGGUUGGAGCUCCAAAAGAGCUGAUGUUUCUGAAAAAUUUUCUGACUUGCAACAAGCGAGCUAACAUAAAGACAACAAAUAACCCCAUCGAAGCUACGAAAGAGGCACCGACCAAAAAAUAAAGAAAUACAAGUAAAGAAAAAGGAAACGCGUAUCAUGAGGGGGAACAUCAUUUCUACUCAGAGCCAAUCAAAUUCAAGCAAUGAAUGCCACCGGUCCCAUUCAAACGCAAAAUCCAAUACUGAAGUUCUCCAAGUCAAUUAGAUAUCAUUUGGACGGAUUCAGCGAGACUAAAGAUGUCACAGUGCAUUCAAAUAGAAAACUAUUGUGUUGAACAAUAAGGAUUGUCCAUCAGAUAAAAUAGGGUUCGAGUAUUGUGUCUGCUCUUUUCAUUCUAUUUCUAUCUGCAACAUUCAGUUGUUUCACUUCCCAUUCAGUGUCAACAAAGUUUCUAACAUGCAAUAAUUAGUGAUUAGCCAGUUGUGUCAUCCCAAUUAUUUGUGAUUGGCUGGCUGUGUUAUACUGUCAUCAGUGAUUGGAUGGCUGUGACAUUUGAUUAGUCGUGUUUUGCCGGCUGCCUUGAUGAGGUUUGUAACAGUAGUCUACAGAGAGACCAUGUCAGUUGUAGAUCCGCUAAUAAGGACAGUAUCUACAGUGGCCCAAAAACGUGUCAUCACUGUCAAUCAGUCUGGUAGAAGUUGCCCUUGAGCACAGAUCUAACCAUUUAAGACACAACUACCCUCAGGUCAGUGUCUAGUGACAACUUCAUCCUUCUCCCUGACAUCAGCCAAACUGGCCUGUGAAGUUCUAACACUACACCUCUGCUCGGUAAGAAAUGUACACUUGGAGCACACAUGAGAAAUUGCAGAAUGCUCAGGCGAGCUAUGGCUGUGGCCUACGGAGGGACCAGCACUCUUGCCAUCUCCUUACUCCUCGUCGCUAUUUCCUUUAAACUUUCUUAACCUGCUAUUUACUCCAUUGCAUUGAUCCUCAAUUGCCCUUGUCGCCUCAUUCUGAUUCUCUAUUCAUCCUGUUUUGAUCCUUAGAAUAUUGUGUGAGGCACACACACACAGUAUUGACAAUGAUGUACGCCAGUGUGGAAAUCCUUGCUAUAAACAUUGCUUUGGAGACCAGGGUUCACUGUGCCUCAGAGAGAUGGUCACUAAAGCUCACAGAAAUAGAUAUAUGACCUAAACAUUUAUGAUUACAGACCAGUGACAAGGUUUUACUUCAGAGGACGGAUCUCUCUAUCCACACAGUAGGCAGGUUUUCAUUGACCCAGGUGUGUUUGACAAAAGCAAUGUCGCAACAUGUGUAAUGGAAAAGGUAGAUAUAUAUAGGAGACCUUUUCUAAAGAUCAACAACAUUUGUAUCCGUUCGACAGGGGUGGAUUAUUCUUUUGUCGAACAUUAUUGCGACAAAUGACAAUGGAAACUGUGAUUUUCAAAAUAAAUGAUGAUUGCCCAAUA
This is a messenger RNA of Salvelinus fontinalis (brook trout), 6341 nucleotides long. RefSeq names its product neuronal tyrosine-phosphorylated phosphoinositide-3-kinase adaptor 2a (gene nyap2a). Gene Ontology annotation, biological process: neuron projection morphogenesis; phosphatidylinositol 3-kinase/protein kinase B signal transduction. The transcript has 7 exons. The coding region runs from base 122 to 2314 and encodes 730 amino acids. NCBI's taxonomy places the organism in Eukaryota, Metazoa, Chordata, Actinopteri, Salmoniformes, Salmonidae. The record is from RefSeq and is a predicted model, not a curated record.